CCGUGACCCUGAACAUACGUCCCCGCCCCCUCUAGCAGGCCGUGACGGAUCCCCGGUAUGUCGCUCUCGGCGGGCCGGCCAAUGCUGCGCGUCCUGCGGCUGGGUUUGCUGUCCUACCCCGAGGCUGUGCGGGCCCAGGCCCGGUGCGCCCGUCUAUGCGCGGAGCGGGGGGAGGACCGGCUGCUGCUGUUGGAGCACAGGCCGGUGUACACGGUGGGGAUCCGGCACAACCGGUACUCUGAGGAGGAGGAAGCCAGGCUCCGGGCCCUGGGAGCGGACUUCCAGCGGACGGACCGCGGGGGUCUCAUCACCUUUCAUGGCCCCGGACAGCUGGUGUGUUACCCGGUCCUCAGUCUGCGCCGCCUGCACCGGGGCCUCCGGAGAUACGUGUGCGGCCUGGAGGGGGCGGCCAUAGGCCUGUGCCGGGGACUGGGAGUGACCGGGGAGCGGGCCGAGGAGACCGGAGUGUGGGUGGGAGAGAGGAAGAUCUGCGCCAUAGGCGUCCAUUGUUCUCACCACAUCACCUCCCAUGGGUUAGCCCUGAACUGCAACACCGACCUGACAUGGUUCAACCACAUCGUGCCGUGCGGGAUCCAGGGGAAGGGGGUCACCUCUCUGAGCGCCGAGCUGGGAAGAGACGUCAGCGUGGAAGAGGUCAUCCCGCUAUUCCUACAAGCCUUCCAGGAAGAGUUCAACUGCACUGUACAGCUCUGCGACAGAGGGGAGGAGACCGAGGAGCUACUACACAAUGACUGUGCUCUAUGAAGAGACCGAGGAGCUACUACACAGUGACUGUGCUCUAUGAAGAGACCGAGGAGCUACUA
This is a messenger RNA of Rana temporaria (common frog), 824 nucleotides long. RefSeq names its product lipoyl(octanoyl) transferase 2 (gene LIPT2). NCBI's taxonomy places the organism in Eukaryota, Metazoa, Chordata, Amphibia, Anura, Ranidae. Bases 58 to 765 code for a protein of 235 amino acids. The transcript is spliced from 2 exons. Gene Ontology annotation, biological process: protein lipoylation. Gene Ontology annotation, molecular function: lipoyl(octanoyl) transferase activity. The record is from RefSeq and is a predicted model, not a curated record. Gene Ontology annotation, cellular component: mitochondrion.